This is a messenger RNA of Oryza brachyantha (malo sina), 571 nucleotides long. Its product is annotated as histone H4. Gene Ontology annotation, biological process: nucleosome assembly. The transcript has a single exon. Lineage: Eukaryota; Viridiplantae; Streptophyta; Magnoliopsida; Poales; Poaceae. The record is from RefSeq and is a predicted model, not a curated record. The coding region runs from base 83 to 394 and encodes 103 amino acids. Gene Ontology annotation, molecular function: protein heterodimerization activity; structural constituent of chromatin; DNA binding. Gene Ontology annotation, cellular component: nucleosome.
UUCCCAAUCCCACACAACGCUUCUUCCACAUCUCCACCAAAUUCCAACUGCUCAGCGAGGCAGCGGCGGCGAGGUUUCGGUGAUGUCGGGGCGCGGCAAGGGCGGCAAGGGGCUGGGGAAGGGCGGCGCCAAGCGCCACCGCAAGGUGCUUCGCGACAACAUCCAGGGCAUAACCAAGCCGGCGAUCCGGAGGCUGGCGAGGAGGGGCGGCGUGAAGCGCAUCUCCGGGCUCAUCUACGAGGAGACCCGCGGCGUGCUCAAGAUCUUCCUCGAGAACGUCAUCCGCGACGCCGUCACCUACACGGAGCACGCCCGCCGCAAGACCGUCACCGCCAUGGACGUCGUCUACGCGCUCAAGCGCCAGGGCCGCACCCUCUACGGCUUCGGAGGCUAGACAACAUCCGAUAGUGUUGGCGUAGUAGUAGUGGCACCGCGUCGUGGUAUCCAUGUAUGUUGAUGUGUCUGAUCUGGUCAAGGGUUUGUGUUCUUAGGCGUUGCUGUUUUCCGGGUUCCGACUUCUGGUUGACUGAAUGUAAUACCUUGUUAUGUUCAAUCAAACCUUGCUUAUGAC